GGCAACAAUUCGCGCCGGUGGGCAUCCCACUGUCUUCUGUCAACAUCGUUGCCAGAGAAGGCGACAGGUGCCACUUCACGAAAGCCCACGGGACUCUGGGAUGCUGGGUUCGCCAUCCACUACGCCCAAACACGCAGCGGCUCCGCCACAAAUCAACUUGCCAUCGAACGGACACUGGACGAUGGCUCCGAGCGCAACCACGAUCCCAACGCUUCCUGCCCUGCGCAUACAGCCGCACUACCAAAACCACUUGGCAGCAUCCACGACAACGUUGAUUGCCGAGUGCGAAACCCCAUGCGCGGUUCGCCGCUGCAGUCACUACGCCAAGAUGCACGGCUACUGCUUAGCACACCACCGCUCGAUCGUUCAACUGCACGUGCCAUCGACGCCGACGACAUCUGAAGAAACGCGACCAAGCAUCGGAGACACCAGCAGCGGGUACGAGUCGGCUCUUGGCAGCCCGUUAGCCGAUAGCUCCAAAAAGCUCAAGCUCAAGAAUCGCAACCGAAAGUGCCGCACGGAAUCGUGCGUGUCGUACGCACGAAGCGGCGGGUUCUGCACACGCCAUGGCGGUGGCCGUAAGUGCCAAGCCGACGGUUGCGGCACCGCGUCCCAGACCGGCGGCUUUUGCCGUCUCCACGGCGGCGGCUCCCGGUGCCGCAUCGCCCAAUGCGAUCAGUUUGCGCGCAUUCGUGGCCUGUGCCUUCACCACAACCGCGUGGCACCCGACGACUGCGGAUCGUUUUCAUCGUCGCAUGAAGAUCGCUCAUGAUGCCACUUUCGUUGCCGUUUGCGUUGUAGCGUUCGCACUUGACCACCUAAUUUAACCACUCCUUCAUCCGCA
Molecule: messenger RNA, 844 nt
Organism: Aphanomyces invadans
Lineage: Eukaryota; Oomycota; Saprolegniomycetes; Saprolegniales; Verrucalvaceae
Exons: 1
Coding region: 101-772 (223 amino acids)
Source: RefSeq, a predicted model, not a curated record